AUGGCUCCACAGGAGGCUGUGAGUCCAGGGCCCAGCUCCCUGGGUCUCAGCCUGCUCCUGGCUCUGCUGCACACAAGUCCUGAGGGCAUCAGUGGACACUUGUCCUCGCUGCCACCUGGCUGCCUGAUGGGCCUGCUGAGGGUAUCCUGCCAGGGCCUGGGCCUUCCCACAUUCCCAGCAGUGUUGCCUUGGACCACAGAGGAGCUCGACCUGUAGGACUUGCAAGUGGGUGAGAGAGGUCUGCGUCACCUGGACCUCCGGGGGAACAGGCUAGCGGGGCUCUCCCCGGGGGCCCUGCUGCCCCUGCGCUGGCUCCAAGCUCUCAUUCUGGCCGGCAAUUCCUUGAACCGGGACUACGAGGCCAACAGCCGGGCCCUGUGGCCUCUGGGCCACCUGCGGCUCUUGGACCUCUCUGCCAACCACCUGGACAGUGACAUGGCUGCCUUCUACGUGGCCAAUCUCAGCUCCCUGUGGAGCCUGAAUCUCUCUAACAACCUCAUCACGCGCCUGGCACGAGGCAUCUUCCUGGGCUCCCCCAACCUGUUGGACAUCGACCUUAGUGACAACUACACCCUACAAAUAGAGCCUGGGGCGUUUGAAGGUUUGCCGCAGCUGUGGGAGCUCUCCCUAGCUAGAAACUCCCUGCACUGCAUCUCUGAUUUCAGCCUCCGGGCGCUGUGGAGACUCAACCUGAGCUCCAAUGCCCUGCAGUUCUUCGCCACUGAGAAAGGCAGUUGGGACUACCAGCUCCAGGUGCUGGACCUGAGCCACAAUCAGCUGAGGGCCAUGCCAGCGCUUUCAGCUCUCUACCAUCUCCACCAUCUCAACCUAUCAGACAACCAUCUGGCUUCCCUGGAGCCCCACGGGGCCCCACCCUCACCUCAGGGCCCUGGUCCUUGGGACCUAGAGGGGGCCAGGCCAAAUUGGACCCAGAGUGGCCAUGACCCAGCAGCCAACUUGCCUGAGCUCACCGACCUUGACCUCAGUAGGAACCGCCUGGCCAUGCUUCCAGUGGGUGGGGGGGCGCCCUUCUACCUGAAGCACCUGAGGCUGAGCAACGGGCUGAGGGGCCUGUGCCCCACUGCAUUGCCCCCGGCAGCCUUGUUCUCUCUAGAUCUCUCGGGCAACACGGGGCUAGCCCUGGACCCCAGCGACCUUCAGGGCCUACAGCACUCCUUGCACAAGCUCUCACUGCGAGGCAAUGGCAUGGACAACACCCGCUUGGGCCUUCCCUGCCUUCAGGAGCUGCGAGUCUUGGACCUCUCUGGCAAUAAGCUGGCUAACCUGCCCUGGUCCCUCAGCUGCUCCUCAUAUCUGCGGAGCUUGGACCUGCGUGGAAACCUCUUCCAGGCCCUGGACACAGAGGUCCUGCGGCCUUUCAGGGGCCAUCUCCACUCUCUGUUCAUCGCGGGCAACCCCUUGCGGUGCUGUACCCUGGACUGGCUGGCUGCUCUGGCCAGUGCCAACGUGAGUGUACUGGACCUCGAAGAAGCGCAGUGUGUGUACUCAGACAGUGAGGGGGGCUCCCAGGCCCCCCUGGCCAGGGACCACAGCCACCUCUGUAGCUGGCGGCAGUGGCGGGGAACUCAGGCCGGGUGGGUGCUGCUGGCUCUGAGUAGCAUGUUCUUCAUCUGCUGUGGGGUGGCCGCCCUGCUGCAAAACAGUUCGAAGCUGCGCUGGGCCCUGCAGCUUAGGGAGGGUGGGGCCUGCUCAAAGCCAGAGUCUGAGGACAACCAGAAGACCAUGGGUGGGGAGAACAUAGGCGGGCCUGGCCUGGAGAGAAGUGGAGGCAGGCAGGAAAUGCCCGAGCGAAAACUAGCAACACAGGCUGCUUCCUGUCCACACUGA
Messenger RNA from Dromiciops gliroides (monito del monte), 1848 nucleotides. RefSeq names its product transforming growth factor beta activator LRRC32-like. Lineage: Eukaryota; Metazoa; Chordata; Mammalia; Microbiotheria; Microbiotheriidae. The record is from RefSeq and is a predicted model, not a curated record. Gene Ontology annotation, molecular function: protein binding.